Pseudonaja textilis is the source of this 2224-nucleotide messenger RNA. RefSeq names its product LSM10, U7 small nuclear RNA associated (gene LSM10). The record is from RefSeq and is a predicted model, not a curated record. Gene Ontology annotation, biological process: mRNA 3'-end processing by stem-loop binding and cleavage. Gene Ontology annotation, molecular function: U7 snRNA binding; histone pre-mRNA DCP binding. Gene Ontology annotation, cellular component: nuclear body; cytoplasmic U snRNP body. Lineage: Eukaryota; Metazoa; Chordata; Lepidosauria; Squamata; Elapidae.
GCUGGGCCUCGUCCGGCUCUUUUGAAGCCGGCCGGGGGUGGCCGGCCCUUCCUUCCGAGGCGAGCGGGGCAGGGAGGCGCGGUCGUUCGCAGGAGGGAGUGCUAGAGAGCGGGGCCGGGAUGCGGGCCCUGCGGCCUUCCGGCUGAGCCGCGCUCCGGGCCGCCAUGGAGAUCAGCCACUCAGUGAAGGAGCGCACCAUCGCGGAGAACAGCCUGGUGCUGCUCCUGCAGGGCCUGCACAGCCGCAUCACCACCGUAGAGCUGCGCGACGAGAGCGUGGCCGUGGGCCGCAUCGUCAACGUGGACGCCUUCAUGAACGUCCGCCUGGGCGAGGCCACCUUUACCGACCGCCGCGGCCUCGCCUGCCGCCUGCAGGAGCUCUUCAUCACCGGCAGGAACGUCCGCUACGUCCACAUCCCGGACGAGGUGGACAUCCGGGCCACGAUCGAGCAGCAGCUGCAGCUCAUCCACCGCGUGCGCACCUUCGGCGGCCGAGGCAAGGGCAGGACCGAGUUCCUUCGGGCAAAGCCAGCGGGCAAGUGAGCGGCCCGGCGGGCAGUCGGAGCCACGGGGCAGCCGGCGCUGGAAACCUGCUUGCUCCCGGAGACCCGUCGCUUGCUUGGGAAGGCCGUGGCGGCUUCCCCCGCUCCGGUUCAAAGGGGAAUCGGAUGGUGGCUUUCCUUUGGCAGAAUAUAAACCUCGGCCUGCCAAUAAGAAGGAGGUUUUCGGAGGCUUUUCUGUUUACAUUCUUUCCCCCCUCAAGAAUAAACUUACAAGCUUUAAAAUUCAGCCUGCUGAAAGAAAUCCAGACUGCCUGUUGGAGCUCUGCUUUUGGAUUACAGUCAUCUUUAGUCAGAAACAAAAACUGAUUUUGCACCUAAUGGGUUAGAUUUUCUGGAGCUUUUUGUAUUAAUUUGUGAAGUAAAGGAUGGCGAGCAAAAUUGCCCUCUUUUAUCUGGGGAAAACCAGACCCACAAAAAUGAAACAGUCCAGAAUUCCAGGGCUGGUUCUUCACAUUACUUCUUUAUGGUCCCUGGCCUGUAAAGAAAAAACUGCCUAAAAAUUUUAGAAUGAGGUUCAAAACCAUGCCGUUUCUGCAUGAUAUUUGAAGGCUGGGCUCAUAGCAAAAACAGAUGGUAGUGGGUACCCGUAAUUCAGUAUGAUAUAGCAAUACCAUUCUAUUAGGCCAUAAUUUGAGUUUUUGGGACUGUUACAUUUUGUUAACCUGAGUUACGCUUUGUUGCAUUGGGCCAACUCAACCACAGCUAUCCUCUGGUAGUAGAUUGCUGGAAUAAAUAUGGGUGGAAUUUUGCUUGCAAACAGUCUCAUUGAAGCUUGAUUUAGAACUGCCUGCAACUUUGUCUAGGUGUCCCUGCAUACAUACACUGCAAAAGGGCUGAUGGAUAACAUAGGUUGCAGAUGGCUGCAUUGUGCACUGCUCCCGAGUCCCAGCUGCACAUUGUGUAGAAGUGCACACCCCAGUGCUGAUUGGAUGAUCCAACUUCCUGUUCUUUGCUAUUUGAGCACCCCCUAGCCAGAACAUUACAUUUGCAGAAAUAUAAAUGGAACAUCUAUGCAGCUGUCCCCAAAUGACAGGUAUAUGUGUUCCCUGACAUACAGUGCUGGAGAUGUCUAAUCUUGGCUUGAGUCAGGCCCCAUUUUCCAACCGUUGCUGUUUUAUAGAAAUAGCAGACUUCUGUGCCACUUCACAGUGCUUUACCGCCUUUUCUAAAUGGUUUACAGUUAGCCUCUGGCCCCCAACAAUAUUUUACCAAUCUCAGAAGGAUGGAAGGCUGAGUCAAGCUUGAGCCAGUCUCGAACUGGAGUGAGCAGUGAGUUAGCCUGCAAUACUGCAUUCUAACCACUGUGCCACCACACAGUCUAGGAAGAAUUCUACCCCAGAAAAAUGAGAUUGCUCCGGAAUGAAAGCCAGCUGCUUGAAAAGGUUUCCUUUAUUGGCAAAGACAAAAGCUACUUCAGCUAUCAGUUCUGGGACAGCUAACCAGUUGGUUUGGGAAGUUGUUGCCUACUUGGGGUUGUGAGUGGUCCCCAAGGUGCGGGGUAAUGCUAAUCUUAAAUGUUCCUUUCCUUAGUCUAAUCCUAUCAGUUUGAUUUAACAAGUUGAGGCUUGCUUCUACUGCAUUGCCUAUUGCUGCUGCCUCCCUUUCCGAAUGAAAUGGGGGAGUUCUGGUUUUAUAAAUGAAUAAAACUUUGUUUCUAAAAAU